AUGGAUCCGCAGCCAGAGCCAGUCUACUACAUCUGUGGAGAUUGUGGGAUGGAGAUUCCCUUGAAGCCAAACGAUGUGAUUCAAUGCCGUGAAUGCGGCUACCGUAUCUUAUACAAGAAGCGCACUCGUCGCAUUGUUCAGUAUGAGGCACGCUGA
Prunus armeniaca (apricot) is the source of this 156-nucleotide messenger RNA. NCBI's taxonomy places the organism in Eukaryota, Viridiplantae, Streptophyta, Magnoliopsida, Rosales, Rosaceae. The record is from the annotation of a GenBank genome assembly.